Molecule: messenger RNA, 5230 nt
Organism: Chionomys nivalis (European snow vole)
Lineage: Eukaryota; Metazoa; Chordata; Mammalia; Rodentia; Cricetidae
Gene: Zc3h14
Product: zinc finger CCCH-type containing 14
Exons: 17
Coding region: 160-2370 (736 amino acids)
Biological process (GO): regulation of mRNA stability
Cellular component (GO): cytoplasm; nucleus
Molecular function (GO): poly(A) binding; metal ion binding
Source: RefSeq, a predicted model, not a curated record
CGCCAGCAGGGGCGGGGACACGCAGCGCGCUCGGUCGGUCGGAGGCGGAGCGGCGGUGGCGGCGGUGGUGGCGGGUCAGGCUGCAGGGUGGCAGCCCGCGGCGGGCUCCUGGUAACCGAAGCGCCCCGCAGUGCUGACCCGGCCGCCCGCCGCGGAGCCAUGGAAAUCGGCACCGAGAUCAGCCGCAAGAUCCGGAGUGCCAUUAAGGGGAAAUUGCAAGAAUUAGGAGCUUACGUGGAUGAAGAACUUCCUGAUUACAUUAUGGUGAUGGUGGCCAACAAGAAAAGUCAGGACCAAAUGACAGAGGACCUGUCCCUGUUUCUAGGGAACAACACAAUUCGAUUCACCGUAUGGCUCCAUGGUGUAUUAGAUAAACUUCGCUCUGUUACAACUGAGCCCUCUAGUCUCAAGUCUUCAGACACCAGCAUCUUUGAUAGUAACGUGCCUUCAAACAAGAGCAGCUUUAGUCGAGGAGAUGAGAGACGGCAUGAAGCUGCAGUCCCUCCCCUUGCUGUUUCUAGCUCUAGGCCUGAAAAAAGAGAUUCCAGAGUUUCUACAAGUUCGCAGGAACAGAAAUCCACUAAUGCCAGGCAUUCUUAUGAUGACGGAGCUUCAACCCGGCUAAUGUCAACAGUGAAACCUCUGAGGGAGCCAGCACCCUCUGAAGAUGUGAUCGAUAUCAAGCCAGAACCAGAUGAUCUCAUUGAUGAAGACCUCAAUUUUGUGCAGGAGAAUCCCUUAUCUCAGAAAAAACCUACAGUGACACUUACGUAUGGUUCUUGUCGCCCUUCUAUUGAAAUUUAUCGACCACCUGCAAGUAGAAAUGCAGACACCAGCACUCAUAUAAACAGGCUGCAACUUCAUCAGCAGCAAAACAGUACUCACGCUGCCAAGCAGCUGGAUGUGCAGAGCAGCCAGGUGUACGAAGCAGGACGCUUAUGUGAACCAGAAGUGCUGAGCAGCGUAGACGACACUUACAGCCCCUUCUUCAGAAACAACUUGGAUAAGAUGAGUAUUGAGGACGAAAACUUUCGGAAGAGAAAGUUGCCUGUGGUAAGUUCAGUUGUAAAAGUAAAAAGAUUCAGUCAUGAUGGAGAAGAGGAGGAGGAAGAUGAGGAUUAUGGCUCCCGGAUAGGAAGUUUGUCCAGCAGUGUGUCGGUGCCUGCAAAGCCUGAGAGGAGACCUUCUCUUCCACCUUCUAAACAAGCUAACAAGAACCUAAUUUUGAAGGCUAUCUCUGAAGCUCAAGAGUCUGUCACAAAAACAACUAACUAUUCUGCAGUUCCACAGAAACAGACACUUCCAGUUGCUCCCAGAACUCGAACUUCUCAAGAAGAAUUGCUAGCAGAAAUGGUCCAGGGGCAAAGCAGGGCCCCCAGAAUAAGUCCUCCUGUUAAAGAGGAGGAAGCAAAAGGAGAUGGUACAGAAAAAAUUCAAGGCACUCAGCAGAGGCAGUUAUUAUCCCGACUGCAGAUUGACCCAGUAAUGGUAGAGGCAAUGGAGAUGAGUCCAGAUUACUAUGACAUGGAAUCCAUGGUCCAUGCAGAUACAAGAUCAUUUAUUCUGAAGAAGCCAAAGCUGUCUGAGGAAAUAGUAGUGACACCAAACCAGGAGUCGGGAAUGAAGACUGCAGAUGCCCUUCGGGUACUUUCAGGACACCUUAUGCAGACACGAGAUCUUGUACAACCAGAUAAACCUGCAAGUCCCAAGUUUAUAGUGACGCUGGAUGGUGUCCCCAGCCCCCCAGGAUACAUGUCAGAUCAAGAGGAGGAGAUGUGCUUUGAAGGAAUGAAAUCCGUAAACCAAACUGCAGCCUCAAACAAGGGACUCAGAGGUCUCCUCCACCCUCAGCAGUUGCAUUUGAUGAGCAGGCAGCUUGAGGACCCAGAUGGUAGCUUUUCUAACGCUGAGAUGACUGACCUGAGUGUGGCACAAAAACCAGAAAAGCUUCUGGAGCGUUGCAAGUACUGGCCUGCUUGUAAAAAUGGGGAUGAGUGUGUAUACCAUCAUCCCAUUUCACCUUGCAAAGCCUUUCCCAAUUGUAAAUUUGCUGAAAAAUGUUUGUUUGUGCAUCCAAACUGUAAAUAUGAUGCAAAGUGUACUAAAGCAGAUUGCCCCUUCACACACAUCAGUAGAAGAGUUCCAGUACUGACUUCAAAACCAGUAGUCUCAUCACCAGCACCAUCUUCUAAUGGUCAGCUCUGCCGUUACUUCCCAGCUUGUAAGAAAAUGGAAUGUCCCUUCUACCACCCAAAACACUGUAGGUUUAAUACUCAGUGUACAAGACCAGACUGCACGUUUUACCAUCCCACGAUUACUGUACCACCAAGACAUGCCUUGAAAUGGAUUCGACCUCAAACUAGCGAAUGAUGCCAUAGUCCUACCUGGCAAGAAGAUCAUGGAGUUUGAAAGCUUCCAUCUUCUAUGAGAGAUACUCUACAGAACUUGUCACGUCUUUGAAAUUUAGAAUAUAUUGCUUUCAUAAUAUGAAUUUUAUUGCCUAACUGAAGUGUCUAAUUUUUCAAGUUUGUAAGUUUAUUAAGUGGUUUCAACAUUUUUUGUUUGUUUGUUUUGACGAUGAAAAAGACAGUUUUGACUAUGACGGAGACAGUUUGAAGAAAGCCAAAGUCUAUUAAAACAUUUACGGCAUGUUUGUACAUUGCUGUUUAACAUCAUUUUUGGUAAUGGUCCUGUAGCUUAAGGCUGUAGUGCCCGUUUGAAGGCCAUUGUCCUCACAACUGAAUCACUUUUCUCCCAAAGAUGAUGCAGCGUUUUCUCACUGGGUUACAAAUAUUGCAUCAUCUUUGAGGAAAUAGGAGUGGCCAAAAUACUAAGGCAGGUUUGAACAACUAAUUUAAAUUUUGUUUUUAAUGUCUGAAUCAAUUUGCUUUGAAAAGCAUAAUACAGAGUCUUAGUUUAAGUGCUACUCUGGUAGAGUGGACUGAGAUCCCUUGCCUUCUGUGAAAGUAAGUAGUGACAUGGUCGUAUAGGGUAAACAUGGUUGGAAUGACAAAUGCAAAAACAUAUGAACAAUUCCUUGAAACGCUUCCAUUUACUAUUAGCAUAUAAUUUAAAAAUAAUUUUGGGGGGACUACAUUAUCACAAAGUCAUACAAAAAAUUUUACAAGUAUAUACAGAAAGUUUCAGAAAACAGACUGAACUCACAAGAGUAUAAAUAUACAUAUAUAUAUUCCAAUGUUCUGAAAAAUAUUGUCAGAAAUAACUCCACAGAAAAUAUACUUAGUUACUCCUGAAGAUCAUUCUUGAAAUGUAGAUUUAAGUGGUAUAUUUUAAAUGACAGAACUAUAUAUAAUUACAGAAAUCAAAUGGGUAAACGUCACAAUAAGAUGAAACUUGGCCACUGUAUUAAGUUUUAUGUGUGUGGUUUUUGAAGCUGUUAAGGCAAGAAGUGUCAAAUGUUUUAAAUAACAGACAACUGAUUUUUCAAAGACUUGAUGUUUUAAAAAUUAAAGUGUAAGAGGUGGUUAGUAAAAGGGAUAAUAAAAGCUCAAACAUUUUCAGGACCAAAUUUAAACUGUUAAGUUACAUAAAGGAUGGAUAAUAAAGUCACGCCUAUAAAAGUCUAACACUGUGAAGCCAGCCCUUCUACUGCUGUGGUCAUUGCCUUUCCAUUGAAAGAUAAAAGCAUUGAGCUAAUUAUUCCACCACUUCAUAAGUUGGCCUUGGCCAUGCUAAUCCCAUAGAGUAAAGAUCAGAAAGAGCAAAAGGACAAAGGAGACAAGGGCCUAAAGCUGCUUGCUGCAAAGGGUCAGGUGAGGUGGCAAUUCUUCAUUCUGUAAGUGCAUUCCAUUAAAUUUAAGGCAUUCAUUCUAGCAUUGCAUCUCAUCUGAAAAAUUUUGUUGAAAAUUGUGUGAAUUUCCAGAACUAUGCUUUUUAACUAUCACUUUCUAAAAAUGUGCAUUGAUGUGUUCUCAUAACUGUCCAGUAAGGACCAGAAAUGGGGGGCAGGUUAACUGGUUUAGCUUUUUAUAAGAAAAGAACAUGUGACAACCCAAUUACUUUCUGUUAUUUAGUAGACAGUGACCGUAAACAAUUAAAAAGUGGUUUUUUUUUUUUAAGGUAGAGUCUCACAUAUUUCAGACUAUCCUCAAACGCACUAUGUAGGCAAGAAUGACUGUGAAUUUCUGAUUCUGUGCUUACACCUGGGAUUAUAGACAUGCCCCAUUUAAUAUGUGGUGCUAGGGAUUAAAUCCAGGGCUUUACAAAUUUAGGUACACACUCUACCAACUGAAGUACAUGCUCUAGCCCCACAUUUGAAUGGUUUGUUGUUCAAGACUGUGGUUUAUAGACAGGCUUACUCUGACCCUAAAACAAUUAACUGGAGUACUUGUUCUAAAUGAAACCACACAAGAAAUCACAGAGAGAGAGAGUGGACAUGGUUGAUGAUGAUGCAGAGUAGGGAGUGUGCUGUGUGCUUUGGCAUGCAUUUACAUAGGAAGCAAGUGGGAUGACAACAACUGGUGGCAGUCUUGGGCUAUAAAUUCUGAUAAUGCAAGUACACACCAUAAUUCCCUGGAUUUAAAAACUAUAGGGCAGAUUGAAUGUGAUUCGUCAUCCUUUUCACAGUUGGUGGUUAAUCCAGCAAGGACUGCCACUUUGGGGGACAAAAAUAGAAAGGAAGCGGUUUUUUCUUUAUGGUUUACUUGUUUAACAUUAUGGACUUUUAUAGAACUGAAAUUUUUCUGUAACUAAAAGCUGGCAAGCUGUCCAGAGGGGAAACCUUAGAACUAUAAUAUAUACCAUGCUUAAAUUUGAAGGUGGUUUUCUUUUUACAUGAAUUCUUUAAUUUAUUGACUCCCAUUUUAUGUAAUAACCAGUGUAUUCUAAAACUUGAUCUAAUAUAGAUGGACCAUUUGGCAUGAGCAGUGGAAGAGCUUAUGCCUUAAGGUUCUUGAAGUUUCUUCAUCAGCCUUCAGCUUUAAAACUUGCCCAGCUCCAAGCACUGCUUAGACAAAAGUUCUCUGAUGCAGUGUGUUCAUUCUGGUUUUAAUAUUCACAAUUUUUGAGCCAUAGAAAACAUAGCAAACCAAACAGGAUUUCAGAGGCUUGGGGUAGGGAAUCUAUGCUACAGAGAUAAUUUACACAGUAAAAUAAAAAUGGAAACAACCAGUAGAGCAUCCUCGGUGUCGUCACAUGUAGAAAAAUAAGUUUUACACGGCAGUCUACUGGAGUUCUCAUGUUGAAGAAACUAGCGAGGCUAAACAGCAGA